Archocentrus centrarchus (flier cichlid) is the source of this 994-nucleotide messenger RNA. RefSeq lists its product as uncharacterized. NCBI's taxonomy places the organism in Eukaryota, Metazoa, Chordata, Actinopteri, Cichliformes, Cichlidae. The record is from RefSeq and is a predicted model, not a curated record. Bases 92 to 994 code for a protein of 300 amino acids. The transcript has 4 exons.
UGAAUACAACUCUAAUUUCUGUGACUACGAACACCUCCCUUCUGUGUGGACACGAAUUCAAGUUUGUGGGUACGAGUAGAAAAGUGUUGAAAUGACGUCACAGGGCGGAGUAAUCGAUCCGCCAUGGCGGAGUAGUCGAUCCGCCAUUAUAACACAGCAUGCGCCAAAUUCAAAGAUGGCUGAGGACAGUGGACCGCUUGGAGCUACCAGCUCAGGUGACGUGUCACAGGGACCAGUGGCUACUCAAUUAUUGGAACGUUUGAAAUCAAGGAUUACAGAUGUGUUAAGCCAACCACACUUGAAUUUGGACUACUUCCAGUAUGUGGUAAAUCAAGAAGCAUUUAUUCUGACAGCUGCCUCUAAUACUUUAAACAUUCCAACUGAAAUUGUAGAGUGUCUUUUAUCCCUGCAAAGUAAGAUCGAUGCAGCUGUUUCCCAAGAGAGCCUGUGUGCUUUUGUUAGAGUUGGAGGACAAGGCAGACCAAAGUUCCUUUUUUCUGAGGAACUUCUGUCCCAGCUCAUCAACGUCCCCUUACCGGUGUCUUGCAUAGUAAAUCUGUUGGGUGUCAGCCAAAGCACAAUCUUCCGGCGUAUGCGUGAACUUGGAUUGUCCACAAGAUUUACAUACAGCAACUUAUCUGAUAGUGAACUGGAUGACGCUGUACGGUCAAUAAAAAGCAGGAUCCCAAAUGCAGGAUACAGAAUGGUGAAAGGUUGUCUGCAAGCUGAUGGGCAUAGAGUUCAGUGGGAUCGUAUCAAGGAGUCCAUGCACAGAGUUGAUGCUCCAGGAGUUUUGGAAAGGAUGACACACCUGGGGUGCAUAGUGAGGAGGACCUACUUUGUGCAGGGGCCUUUGUCAUUAGUACACGUAGACACAAACCACAAGCUGAUACGGUACAACAUCAUCAUAUUUGGUGGAAUAGAUGGCUACUCGAGAAAGAUGUCAGAUGGCAAUGAUAAGGAGCAAUGUCACCUCUGCUCACUGGUCUUCUAG